Messenger RNA from Fundulus heteroclitus (mummichog), 1285 nucleotides. RefSeq names its product 5-hydroxytryptamine receptor 3A-like. Gene Ontology annotation, biological process: signal transduction; regulation of membrane potential; chemical synaptic transmission. The transcript has 8 exons. The record is from RefSeq and is a predicted model, not a curated record. Lineage: Eukaryota; Metazoa; Chordata; Actinopteri; Cyprinodontiformes; Fundulidae. The coding region runs from base 33 to 1217 and encodes 394 amino acids. Gene Ontology annotation, cellular component: membrane; neuron projection; synapse. Gene Ontology annotation, molecular function: extracellular ligand-gated monoatomic ion channel activity; transmembrane signaling receptor activity; neurotransmitter receptor activity.
AGCUGGCUACGUCUGAUACGACUCUUGAAAUAAUGCGACCAGUGAAGAACUGGACCACCACCACUGUAGUGGACCUGGCGAUGUUGCUGUACGGCAUUUUAGGGGUUGAUGAGAAGUCUCAAACUGUCACAGGUCACAUCUUGUUCACGAUGGCUUGGACAAAUGAGUUCCUGAACUGGGAUUCCUCCGACUUCUGCGGGAUAAACGAGUUGUCUUUUCCACGGUCAAAGCUCUGGAUCCCAAAUAUAGUCAUUCAACAGGAUGCCUCUGAUAGCAGCAGCCUCUAUGAAGAUCCUUGGGUCCUCCUGCAACCCAACGGUUCAAUGAUUUCGUUCGCUCGCCAGAAGCUGACCUUCACCUGCAGCUUCAACCUCUACAAGUUCCCCUUCGACGUGCAACGUUGCAACAUCACGUUUGUCUCCAUGGGCGCUGAUGUGAACACCUUGGUUCUGAGAUCAGCCGAAGACAACCUGACCCUGAUGGCCCUGUCUGAGCAGUAUAUGGUCACCCAAGGAGAAUGGGCUCUGAGAGACAUGGAAUAUGUCCAUGAUCAUCUCUCCAAUGGACAGAGAUAUCACAGCGCACUUGUUUACAUUGUGACGCUCGAGAGGAAGCCUUUUCUUUAUGUCGUAAACUUCAUUAUUCCUCUGGUGUAUUUACUGGUCCUGGAUCUGGCUUCGUUUUUUAUCUCUGUGGAUUCGGGGGAAAAGUUUGGCUUUAAAGUGACAGUGCUCCUGUCCAUCUCCGUCUUACUGCUGAUUCUGAAGGACAUUUUGCCCUCAACAGAAGUGGACCUGCCGAUUAUUGCCAACCUCUGCGUUGCAGUGUUUACUUUGGUGUGGCUCAGUGUGCUUGAAUCCAUGCUGGUGAGCUUCCUGUUUAAUCUGGAUCAGUGUUGUGAUAAAGAAAGUAAGAACUGCACAGAGGUCAAAAUCAAUAAGAAGAAGGUAACCAGGGGUCACAAAGGGCCCGAUGAAGAGAACGAGAAAGUUAAACCAGAGCAAAGUUUCUUCCCUCUGGGUCAACUAGGCGAUGUUGAUCUGUUGAAGCUGAUUCUGGAUGAGGUGAAAGCAGCUCGACAGGAAGCAGGAAGUCAGAGGAAGUCUGGAUGCUACAGAAGAGUGGCUACAAUCAUUGACAAUUUCUUCUUUGUUGGAUACCUUUUGACUUUUGUAGCUUUUGUGAUAUAUAUAUGUGUUGGAUGGAUUGAAUUUUAAAUCUUUACUUGGUUUUCUGCUUAUAAUCAGAAUGGUUUCUAAAUGUCACUUCAGUUUAUUUAUUUAAA